Molecule: messenger RNA, 468 nt
Organism: Jaculus jaculus (lesser Egyptian jerboa)
Lineage: Eukaryota; Metazoa; Chordata; Mammalia; Rodentia; Dipodidae
Product: riboflavin kinase-like
Exons: 1
Coding region: 1-468 (155 amino acids)
Biological process (GO): riboflavin biosynthetic process; FMN biosynthetic process
Cellular component (GO): mitochondrion
Molecular function (GO): riboflavin kinase activity
Source: RefSeq, a predicted model, not a curated record
AUGCGCAGCCUGCCGAGCUUCUGCCGCGGCCAGGUGGUGCGGGGCUUCGGCCGCGGCUCCAAGCAGCUGGGCAUCCCCACGGCGAAUUUUCCUGAACAAGUAGUAGACAGUCUUCCAGCUGAUGUGUCCACUGGCAUUUAUUAUGGUUGGGCCAGUGUUGGAAGUGGAGAUGUCCAUAAGAUGGUGGUGAGCAUCGGAUGGAACCCAUACUACAAGAAUGUUAAGAAGUCCAUGGAAACCCACAUCAUCCACACCUUCAAAGAGGACUUCUAUGGGGAAAUUCUCAAUGUGGCCAUUGUUGGCUACCUCAGACCAGAGAAGAACUUUGAUUCUUUAGAGGCACUCAUUUCAGCAAUUCAAGGUGAUAUUGAGGAAGCUAAGAUACGACUAGAUUUACCAGAGCAUUGGAAACUCAAAGAUGACAAUUUCUUCCAGAUUUCUAAAGGCAAAAUUAUGAAUGGCCAUUGA